This is a messenger RNA of Urocitellus parryii (Arctic ground squirrel), 3297 nucleotides long. It is a transcript of the gene Kctd10, whose product is annotated as potassium channel tetramerization domain containing 10. The record is from RefSeq and is a predicted model, not a curated record. Gene Ontology annotation, molecular function: ubiquitin-protein transferase activity; protein binding. NCBI's taxonomy places the organism in Eukaryota, Metazoa, Chordata, Mammalia, Rodentia, Sciuridae. Gene Ontology annotation, cellular component: Cul3-RING ubiquitin ligase complex. Gene Ontology annotation, biological process: negative regulation of Rho protein signal transduction; protein homooligomerization; proteasome-mediated ubiquitin-dependent protein catabolic process.
CCGGCUCAUGUAAGCUGGGUGUUUCCUGCCUCUCUCAGUCCGGAUUUGGAGACUCCGUCGUCCUCCGACUUUUCAUGGAAGAGAUGUCAGGAGAAAGUGUGGUGAGCUCAGCGGUGCCAGCGGCUGCUACCCGCACCACUUCCUUCAAGGGCACAAGUCCCAGCUCCAAGUACGUGAAGCUGAAUGUCGGGGGAGCCCUCUACUACACCACCAUGCAGACCCUGACCAAGCAGGACACCAUGCUGAAAGCCAUGUUCAGUGGGCGCAUGGAGGUGCUCACSGACAGUGAAGGCUGGAUCCUCAUUGACCGGUGUGGGAAGCACUUUGGUACAAUACUCAACUACCUUCGAGACGGGGCCGUCCCCUUGCCUGAGAGCCGCCGGGAGAUCGAGGAGCUGCUAGCAGAAGCCAAGUACUACCUGGUCCAGGGCCUGGUGGAGGAGUGCCAGGCGGCCCUGCAAAACAAAGAAACUUACGAGCCUUUCUGCAAGGUUCCUGUCAUCACUUCAUCCAAGGAAGAACAAAAACUCAUAGCGACGUCAAAUAAGCCCUCCGUGAAGCUGCUCUACAACAGAAGUAACAACAAAUACUCGUACACCAGCAAUUCGGACGACAAUAUGUUGAAAAACAUUGAGCUGUUUGAUAAGCUUUCUCUGCGCUUUAACGGAAGGGUCCUGUUCAUCAAGGAUGUCAUUGGGGACGAAAUCUGCUGCUGGUCUUUUUAUGGUCAGGGCCGMAAGAUUGCUGAAGUGUGCUGCACCUCCAUUGUCUAUGCCACCGAGAAGAAGCAGACCAAGGUUGAGUUCCCUGAAGCUCGGAUUUAUGAGGAGACCCUGAAUAUUUUGCUGUACGAGGCCCAGGAUGGCCGGGGACCUGACAAUGCACUCCUGGAGGCCACCGGUGGGGCUGCUGGCCGCUCUCAUCACCCAGAUGAGGACGAGGACCGGGAGCGGGAGAGGAUCGAGCGUGUGCGGCGGAUCCACAUCAAGCGGCCAGACGACCGGGCCCACCUCCACCAGUGACCAGGCGGCCGAGCCACCCUCCCGCUCCCGCCUCCCUGCCCCGCCACACUCAGACCCCGUCAGGCUUCAGGCCCCUCCACCCCUGGGGCCCGAGGUCCUUCUGUAGCAAGCCACGUGGUUAUUUUGCUGUUUCUUGACCAGGCGCCUGGGCGGCYUGGACCCAGGCGUUCGUGCCCCUUUGAACCAACCGCCAGAGGCUCUGCGUUCCAGGGAGCCAAGUCUGCGAGCCAGGCUCCCGGCCUCAGAAGAAACGUCUGAAYGAGUGGAGUGUUGAGAACUUUGUCGCAGUAUUUAUUGUUGUGGGUGUUGACUACCUAUUAGGGCUCCUUGGGUGACUGACACUCCCUAAAGGUUCACGUGACAGUUCCUCGGUGGUCCCUGCACUGCCUGCUGGUGACCCUCCACCCUGCGCAGCCUGCCUCCUGGCUCCUAGGCACUGAGCAGGCGCUCUGCGGCUCUGYGGAAGUCCCUAGUGUGACAGGGCUGUGUGCGUGGCACUUACUGACAGGUACAGCUUAGAGCAGUGCAGCUGGGACCUAGGGACUCCUUGCUCCCACUGUCCCUAGCCUAGGCCUUCAGGGGACGCCUGUAGCGCCUUGAGCUUCCCUCCUGGCUCCUCCUCUGACUCCUGCCCCUCCCGGUCGCUGCCUUGACCCACUCCAUUCCAAGAAGGUCACCAGGUGCAGCUCACAAGGUGCCGCUUCAAGGGCCCACUCCUUUCGGCCCCUUCCCCGUGGAGCUGAACUUGUCUUCCCUUGUGGUGACAAGUUAAGUGUGGCCCAGCUGUCUUGCCGGCUUGGCAUCRGGCGGGGACCCCUCACACCCGCCCCAAGGGAGCUUGCCUGUCUCGGGUGGCUUCCCUGUGAUGAAYAGCCGUCCCCUGGAGAGCCCCUUGUGUCUUUCUGAUUUCUAUGCAGAAUACAGUGGCCGUGGGUGAACAGGUGAGGAGGGGCAGAUUCCUUUGGGUCCCUUUUGUGUCUGAGUUCACGAUUGUUGAAGGAAUGUGUGUGACUGUGGGUGGGGAUGUGUGCUUGUGGCCCUCGGUGGCCCAGGUUGGAGCCUGGCUGUGGCCGGUGCUUGUGUGGGACGGACUUUCUCAGUCACCUACCUCCCAGCUCUCUGUGCCUGCACAGGGACAGCAGUGAACUGUGACUGACGGAUGGCUGGUUGAGACAGGUAGAGUAGUUACAGGACAGGUGCGUGGCAGGGACGAUGGGUCUGUGUGCUUCCUAAGGGACCGUGUGCUUCCUAAGGGACCGUUGCUGUUGUAAACCAAAGGUGUCAACGUGGGCAGCCUUUGACAGGCGUGUUCCUAAGGCAAUUGACUUUGUGUGUAUCUCACGGGGUUUACACCUCACUUUCCUGUGCCUUUCUUUUGUAUCCAACGGUGACUUUGAAGUAGAACUUUGAAGCAAUCAUGACGAGCCUGAAAGUCACUUCCGGUAGGCGCUUUGUGAACUGUUGUGUGGGGAACUUUUCUAUUAGGCCAUUUGCAUUUUAUUAAGUGCUGGGACAGGGAGCUUACAAAACGUUUCGUAAAUAUUUUAUAUUGUGUGAGUUUUAAAUGCCAGCCUGUCACUGGGGUUAAACUUUUUUAGAAAGUUCAGGUGAAUGUGAGUCCUGAUGUUUUCUAGAGGAAUGGAAAAGCCAUGUGUGAGUUGUUUGGUGAGUGUUUGUGUGAGCGAGAGCUCGAGGUGUGUCUGAUGGGCCCCGUGCCUUGGGCCCUGCCUCCCUUUUCCUCUGACUUGGCACCUAUAGUUUUUCGUUGCCGCUUCCCAGGGAUUUUGACCAGGUCUGUAAAACAUUCCAUGGUGAAUAACAGUGUUGGCUGGUCCAAGUUCUGCUAUCGAAUACUCUCUACAAAGACCUGAUCUUUCUGAUGCCAGUGCCCAGGGCAAAAGUCAGUAUUUCUGAACCAUCAGAGUAAAACAGUGGYCCUGGGACUGGUGAAGAGGAGGGUCUUAUGAUGUUGUAGUAGCUUAGCCUUAAAACAAAUGGGAACAGCUUUUGGUCUGUGAUGAUCAAGUUCAAGUCAUCUGACUGUGGUGGGGGCCUGUGCCUCCGACCGCGCCUGGCACAUCCUUUGCUGCUUCCUGCGGCUCAGCUGGCUGACCUCUGCGGCUGCCCCACCCCUGGUGUCCACCUGGACCUGGACCCUCCAGCUGCUACCCGGCAUCCUCAUGGGACACCGAUCGCCUGUCCCUCUGGAGUGUGCAUUGUCUUUAGGGUUCCACCCAAAGUCUCCAACAAGUUAAGCAUGCCAUUGGCUUUCCCG